Molecule: messenger RNA, 506 nt
Organism: Humulus lupulus (European hop)
Lineage: Eukaryota; Viridiplantae; Streptophyta; Magnoliopsida; Rosales; Cannabaceae
Exons: 3
Coding region: 150-506 (118 amino acids)
Source: RefSeq, a predicted model, not a curated record
CCCAACCCUGCACUAUAAAAAAGUUAGUUAAUUAAUUAUUUUUUAGUUUGUUUUUCUUAUUUACGUUUAAUUAUUAAUUUUAUAAAAAUAUAUGUACGUGACAGCGCAAUUUAGAGACUGGGCAACUUGAGCCCAUCCCGGAUAGCUGGAUGGAUACUCACCAUAAAUCAGGCACAGGGUGGGUGACAGAGACAGCCAAAAAUACUUGGGAGGAAUUGCGUGCAUAUCGCGACACACAGCAGACACAGACAACUGAUACUGAGAGUUCCACACCAGUUUCGAGUGCGCCUGAAGAUGAAGACAUAUCUUUGGUACAAACUGUCUUCGAAAAACGACGGGGCCACCAGAAAGGAUAUGGACGUAUCCUUAACAUAAGGGACCGAACUCCAUUUGAUUUUCGUCCUUCACAAACUAGAGAUGAAGAGAUGUUUGAGAUGAGAGAGCGUCUUCGACAGUUAGAGGAUUGUAUUAGUGCUAUUGUUGAUCUAGAUGCUCGUUUUCAAUAA